This is a messenger RNA of Phanerochaete carnosa HHB-10118-sp, 2502 nucleotides long. RefSeq lists its product as uncharacterized. Lineage: Eukaryota; Fungi; Basidiomycota; Agaricomycetes; Polyporales; Phanerochaetaceae. The coding region runs from base 372 to 2228 and encodes 618 amino acids. The transcript is spliced from 7 exons. The record is from RefSeq and is a predicted model, not a curated record.
UUUUGCUGACUCUUCGCUCUAGAUCAUACUUGCCACGCAUUGUCUGCCGGUGCAACCAGGCUUCACCAAUCAACCCAAACGAGCAGGUUCUCGGGACAUAAUUCGCCGUGAUGCUCCGCGACUACUGCUGCUGUGCCACACCAAGGGUAUAUACCGGUAUCUAUGUUACUCUGGCUGAGCAGGGCGCAGUGGCCGAGGGAUCUUCAUGCCUUCCUUUUCUGGACGCGUGAUGAGCGUCCGCAAACACUGUGCCAAGCUUGUCUCACACUAUCAUCUGCUCGCGCCACAAACAUUCGUUUCAUUAUUGAACUAACGUGCAACGCCGUUAGACGUUUCUUGCAUCGUCAUAUCACUAGGGCAGCACCCUCAAGAUGUCCAGACGCGAAAAGACCCCGCCGCCGCCGGACGAUGAACCUAAAUAUUUUACAGUCGUGCACCCAUACCCACCACAUGCAAACAUGGAACUACUCGCGGAUCAGAAGGAGUUUGCGUUUUGGAUUGCAUCUUGUACAGGCAAGGAACCCUUCCUAGCCUUCUUCUACAAGCCAGCAUCUCCAAACAUGAUCAUCAUCGAGGUUAUGCGCAACUUCCCCAACUUUGACAGGCUACUUGGUGAACAUCGCUGGUCAGAGGUCUUCCAAAACCCUGCUCCGGAGAACAGGGAGCGUGUCUCCAAAGUAUUCUACUGUAAAUACAACACUGGGAGAGAGGUGCAGAAAUAUGGUUGGAAGUGCAUUUUUGUUCGAGAGCAGUGGUUCUCAGAGUGGAAUCCUGUCAACCGACUGAUCAGCUAUCCGUACCCUGAAACGCAUUGGUGCGCUGUUCCUCCCGAAGAUGCCACGAACGAACCUCUCUGUCGGCCGCUACCUGUGAAAGACUUCCAACCUCCCCCGAAGCCGGUGCUUCAUCUUCCCCCAGUGGGAGCUGAAGGUUGGCAAGAGGCACGAAGGUCCGCUACGAAUGGAAACGCGCGGAAAAAUGGUGCACCUGGUCAAACGCCGAAGACAAACGCGACUCAGCGCGGGACUCUAGUGUCUCCCGUAACUAGGCGACCGAAUGCUUGGGGUUCGGGAGCUUCUCCGUCGGUGCUCGCCGCACCAGCCCCAGAGUACGCGGCGCCUCCGGGUCUCGCACGCCCGAACAUGGGUGGGUUCAGCUCUGCCUGGAGCUCAUCCCGCAGCGCGGCCUCUAGUGCGUGGACCGUGACCUCUGCGCCGUCGCGCACGUCCUCGGUCGCGGGGUCCUCGACCGAGAGCGACGGCGGGAGCAUCGGCCAGACGCCCGCGGUGUCCGAGUACCCCGACCGUGCGUCGAUCGUGGAUCCCGACGGCGACGACAUGGUGAGCCUCAUGGAGUCGCUCGUGAUGGACGGUGCCCCGUCCGAGUUCGGCACGGACGCGUGGGGCUCAGGACAGUACGCGUACGACCAGGAGCAGUUCGCCGCACCCGACGAGGAUGCAGAGGAGAACCUGUGGGCGGACAACGCUGUCGAGGAGAAACUGGCGGGGCCGACGGAGCUGCUCUGCAAGGCGCACGGCGUCAUAUGCAAGAAGGGCAUCUGCAGGGAGUACGCCAGGCAGCUCCGGGAGCUCGAGCGCAAGAAGGCAGAGGAUGAGAAGACGAAGGCUGCUGCGGAGCGGAAGGCGAACAAGAAGAAAGCCAAGGCUCAAGCAGCUCCUGCGUCCGAUUCCACAUCUUCACCAUCCGCAGCUGGACAGCCGCAGCAAAAGCAGAAACAGCCGGACCAAAAGAUCGAGUUCACUCAGCCCCGGUCGAAACCCGCCCACCUUGCAAAAGCUGCGUCGGCAAGUUCAGCGAAGAACGAUGGCUCCUCGGCACCCGAGACGUCUGGCGCGCCACAGACUGGGCGCAGCAGGCCUGCACACCUCGCUGCUGGCAGACCAGGCGCGGCUGCAGGUGGAGCGGAUGAAAAGACACCGACGGCCCGUCCUGCACGCGGACGCAAGAUGAAUGCUGCGGCCAACAAGGACGACUCCACUCCUCCGAGCGCCGUCGACCAGCAUGCGAACAACGGCCGGGGAACCGAGCCUGCACGAGAUGCCAAAGCGAGACGGACAGGCGGGCCCCCGAAACUUGCCUCUGCCAAGGGCAAGGGCAAAGAGAAGAAGAGCUGGGCGGACCAGAUGGAGGACGACGAUACGCAAUCGGUCGCCAGUUUCAGCACCAACGGAGGGUGGGGCAAGUCAGCCGAGUCUACCUGGGGCUGAUCGACGUCUCUGUACUGACGAAUGUGAGCUGAAAAAUGAAUCUUUUGCUUUAUUUCCCUUUCUCUGCAGAAUGCGGCUCGUUGGAUCACGAUUUCUCGCAAGACGUGUUUGUCUCUGGCUUAUUACAAUUCCGCCGUUGCGGCCAUCCCGCUAUGUAGUCGUCUCGUUUGCUGUGCUUUCAAGCCUUGUAUGUCGUUUCGAAGCAUUGCACCAAUGUCUUCUGUUGUACUAGUACUGUUAGUUCGCAUGAAUAGAAACGUUCCUCUUAUGCCUU